This is a messenger RNA of Saccostrea cuccullata (small rock oyster), 718 nucleotides long. Its product is annotated as fatty acid-binding protein, liver-like. The record is from RefSeq and is a predicted model, not a curated record. Lineage: Eukaryota; Metazoa; Mollusca; Bivalvia; Ostreida; Ostreidae. Bases 133 to 555 code for a protein of 140 amino acids. The transcript has 4 exons.
AAGUAAUUUGAGCAGAAUACAUGUGUCUAUGAGAAGAACGUUCAUGGAUUGAGAAAUACUACUUUCACACGCCUAGCUGAAGCAUACAGAAAGGUUUAAUUAAAAUCGAAUCGGUUUUCUGGAAUAAAGAAGAUGGCAAACUUUGUCGGAACCUGGGAGGACACCGGAGAAAGGGAAGGUUAUGAAGAAUUUGCCAAGGCCAUGGGUUUAAGUGAUGAAAUGUUUGAGAAGUUUCGAGGCACAAAGCAUACAAUGAAAUACAGCAUCAACGGAAAUACGUGGACGCUAAAUUUGUCAAGUACAUUUUUUCCGGGAAAAGAGAAAACUUACACAUUUGAAAUUGGAAAGGAAUUCUGCGAUACCGGAUUAGACGGAAAAGAAAUCAAGAACACGGUGACUGUUGUUAAUGACAAUGAAAUUCAAGAAGAUAUGAAAGUCAAGAACGAUGACUCUUGGAGAGAGUUCAAGCUAACAAGGACGGUAGAUGGCGCUAAUAUGACCACCAUUGUCAAUGCUUUUGGAAAAACCAUGCGUAGCAAGCAAAAACGACUUUAGAAAUUUAAUUAUUUGCAGUAAAACACCAAAGACCUCUAGAAUCGUGAAUAUAUAACGUUUUGAUGGGUCGACAGUCUCCAAAAAUGAAUAACGUUCAUCAUAAUUAUGCAAAGGAAAUUGGACUCAUGUUUAAUGACUGAAAUAAAAAUUGUUCUGAUUUAAA